This is a messenger RNA of Drosophila novamexicana, 3702 nucleotides long. Its product is annotated as netrin-B. Gene Ontology annotation, molecular function: protein binding. The transcript is spliced from 7 exons. The record is from RefSeq and is a predicted model, not a curated record. NCBI's taxonomy places the organism in Eukaryota, Metazoa, Arthropoda, Insecta, Diptera, Drosophilidae. Bases 489 to 2906 code for a protein of 805 amino acids.
UGUCGCCUCGCCUGCAGGAUACGCGACGAGGACGUGAACAAAACAGAACUACGCUGGCCGUUGACCGAGUUGCAUCGCAAAUCGCAUCGCGGUCUCUUAGCCCACAGCAAGCGCCAGAACAAGUGGCAGUUACAGCCAGCGAUAGUGUGUGUGUGUGUGCGACAGAGAGAAAGAAAAUAGAAGAAUCAGCAGCAGACUGUGAAACAGAAACCGAAAUUGAAAUCGGCAAUCGGAGCGGCAGCUGUUGCAUGCGGCCGCCGUGCCAGACUCAGUGACGCCGCCGCUCAGCGUCCAGCGUGCCGCGUGUUGCGUGCUGCGUGUUGCGAGUUUUUGUUGUUUUUGUUUUGUGCUUGCUUCGUACGCGCAUUGAUCCUCGCGAGUGACAGAGACACAUAUACAAAAGCAUAAAAGAGAGUGAGUGAAUAGAGAGACGAGUGAGGCGACAUUGCGGUAUUCAAAUCGCAAUUGGCCUAGGAAUCAACUCGAGGAUGAGGCUGCCGCUGCCGCUGCUGUUGCAGUUGCAACUGGGCGCGCUGCUUGCCGCAUGCUUGGCCAACGCAGCCGCCGGCAUCAAUAUCAAUGCCAACGAUCCGUGCUAUUUUGAGGGGAAGCCGCGCAAGUGCCUGCCCAGCUUUGUGAAUGCCGCCUACGGCAAUCCGGUGCAGGCGUCCAGCGUCUGCGGCGUCCAGCAGCCGGAGCGCUUUUGUGAGCUGCAGCGCGAUGGCAGCGCCGGCGAGUGUCGGCUCUGCGAUAAGUCGGAGCAUGGGAUAAGUCGUUAUGGUGCCGCUGCGUUGACGGAUCUCAACAAUCCGAGCAAUGUGACCUGCUGGCGUUCCGGCAGCGUGAAUGUGCCCCACGAUCCAGACACAGCGCCGCCGGACAAUGUCACCCUAACCCUGUCGCUGGGCAAGAAAUACGAGCUGACCUACAUCUCGCUCUCGUUCUGCCCCAAAUCACCGCGGCCGGACUCGCUGGCCAUCUACAAGAGCUCGGACUUUGGCCAAACCUGGCAGCCCUUCCAGUUCUACAGUUCGCAGUGCCAGAAGUUUUACGGACGUGCCGACCGCGCAAAGAUCAGUAAAUUUAAUGAGCAGGAGGCACGUUGCAUGAACUCGCAGCACGAUGGGGCAACCGGCGGCGCCGCACAGCGUUUCGCCUUCAACACGCUCGAGGGUCGUCCGUCGGCAAAUGAUCUGGACGCGUCGCUGGUGCUGCAGGAUUGGGUGACGGCAACCGAUAUACGUGUGGUAUUCCAUCGUCUGGAGCUGCCGCCGCAGCUGCUGCUCAGUCGAGCCAAGGCCAAGGGCAAUGCGAACAGCUUCAGCGAUGAGAUGACCGCCAGCCAGGAGGAGGAGGAGCUGGAUGGACAUGAGCUGGAUGACCAGGAUGAGUACGAUUACAAUUUGCAGGACAACGACAGCGCCGGCUACGACCAGGAGGAGUACGAGGAGCCCAAAAAGCAUCUCGAGCUCGAUGACGAACUGCAUCUAGACUAUGCCAACGAUGGCGAGAGCAAGCGCCAGUCCAAGCACAAGAGCAGCGCCUACGAGAAGCAUUUCCAAAGCAAGCUCACGGUCAGCACCCCACCCGCACCGCCGCUUCCGCCAGUCACGCCCAAAACAACGCCGCCCAGCAAAUCGGGCACAUCCUCGGACAAUUCCGGAGCGUCCGUCGCCAUGCAGCAACUGCUUUCCGUCUCGCAGCAUUAUGCCGUCUCCGAUUUCGCUGUCGGCGGACGCUGCAAGUGCAAUGGCCACGCCUCCGAGUGCAUUGCAACCAGCCCCGGCCCCGGCUCAGUGCAUGCCGACGCGGACGAUGGCCAGGACGACGAUAUGCCCGCCUCGCUGCACAGCGUCCACUUUGGACGCACCACCUCCGCCCUGCAGCUAAGCGCCAAGCUGGCCAUGACCUGCGCCUGCAAGCAUAACACCGCCGGACCCGAGUGCGAGCGCUGCAAACCCUUCUACUUCGAUCGCCCCUGGGGACGUGCCACCGACAACGAUGCCAAUGAAUGCAAAAUGUGCCAGUGCAAUGGACAUGCCCGUCGCUGCCGAUUUAAUCUAGAGCUGUACAAGCUGUCGGGUCGUGUGUCCGGCGGCGUGUGCUACAAUUGUCAGCACGAUACAACCGGACGGUAUUGCCACUAUUGCCGCGAGGGCUACUAUCGGGACGCCACCAAACCGCCCAAUCAUCGUAAAGUCUGCAAACGCUGCGACUGUCAUCCCGUUGGCUCGACUGGCAAGACCUGCAAUCAUCUGAGUGGCCAGUGUCCCUGUAAGGAGGGCGUCACCGGCUUGACCUGCAAUCGCUGUGCUCGCGGUUAUCAGCAGACGCGCUCCCAUGUGGCGCCCUGCAUAAAAGUGCCCACAAAUGCGAAUAUGAUUCAAGCUGAAAGCGCCGGCGGCGGCGGUGGAGCUGGCGACUACAAGGAUGGCGGAGGCUCCCAGGCUGAGGAAAUGAAAAAGUAUUGCGGCAAGUGUAAGGCCAGUCCCAAGAAGCUCAAUCUCAACAAGUUUUGCAUGGAGGACUACGCUCUUCUGGCCAAGGUAAUUGGCCAUGAUCGCGCCUCUCAGGAUAUAAGCACCGAAAAGUUUUCGAUAGAGCGACAGAACGAGAUAUACAAGUACGAGAUAAAUAUACAGACCAUUUUCAAGCGGAACCCGAUGUCGGGCACGACCAGCUCGCUGCUGGGACGUGGCAACAUGAUGCUGCUGGUGCCGCGCAAGAGCAUCGAGUGUCAGUGCCCCAAGAUCAAGCUGAACAAAUCGUAUCUUAUACUUGGACGCGACUCGGAGGCAGCGCCGGGGUAUCUGGCCAUUGGACCCAGUUCAGUUGUAUUGGAGUGGAAGGAUGAGUGGUCGUUGCGCAUGAAACGCUUCCAGCGGCGCGCCCGCAAAUGCAGUUGAAUCGAACCGGAAACGGAAUAUGUCAGAGCGGAUUUCAAUUUCAUACACUUGGCUAGGUAUCGGUUUUUGUAUAAAUUGUACAGUUUACUCAAGUUUCUGACCUUUUUCGGCAUCAUGCUUUAAUUAAUCCCCCCACACAAACACACAAACCCACAUAUACUAAUACCUAUAUACACAAACCUAAGCGGAGUCUCCCCAUAAAAGAAUAUACUUAACUAUCUAAAAACAAAAAAACAUCCUAAAUUAUCUAGUUAAGCUACUCAGCGGCAUUCUAGUCUACAAUACUCGAACACUGCACAACACUGGGCAAAACCAACAGCAUCAACAACAACAAGCCAAAUGCUAAUUACAAUUUAAAGUGUGAGCCUUCGAGUGUGUGUGUGCGUGUCCGUAACAGUUUUGAGGGUCAUAAAAAAACAGUUAUAAAUUUGAAACAAGUGCGAAAAGAGUUGCAUGUUGCAUGUUGAAUGUUGCGUGGAGCGUGUGUCGCGCAGUGGGGCGCAGCUUUACAUAGAAUGGAAUUUUGGUGCAGGGUAGACAAACAGGCGUAGUCAACAACAACAACAACAACAGCAACAACAACAACAACAGCAACAACAACAACAACAACAACAGGCCAACAAACAGCAGGCUUUCGCUCGGAACAGCAUGCAAUAGGGGUAUUCAAGAUAAAUUUAACCUUAAAUGUUAACUUGUCUGUCGCAUGAAUUAGUUCAAAUGUUAUUUGUUUUGCUUAUGUGCUGACUACCCCUAAUGCCCAGGCAAUCAUUUUUUUAAUUUUUUUGUAUAUGUAAAU